AUGUCAAGAGUUACCAGGUCCCGAGCUCGGAGUGAAACUCCGCAAACAGUGGUGACUGAUUUUUUCAAGACAACAAGGAAACCGAGAUCACGAGGAGAGAAAAAGUUAAUUGAAGGUACCGUACCUCUUGAACGUCGAAUUGAAGCGAAACUUGUGACAGUAAAAGAAGAACAGGAAACACCCGCUUCGUUCGAUAACGCGCCCAUUGCUCCCGUAUUCAAGAAAAAGGAAUCCCGUACUCGAGAGCGGACUCCAACUCGCCAAGCGGAACUUUCAACUCCAGAAGUGACGGGAACACCUCCCAAGAAAUCUAGGGAAGUUACUGCUCAAGGAGAAGAAGCCCCAUGUCUUCCGAUCGACGCUCAGGACAUUGUUCUCGAGAAUGCGACCGUAGAAAAGUCAGCCUUAGAUGAAUUAAUGGAAGCAUCCGGACCUAGAAAAAAGAAAACAGGGAUAAGAACUGUGGCAGAUUUGCAAGCGAGAUUGGCUGCCAAAGGAGCUGCAAAGGCAAUCCAUGCACAGAAUUCAAAGAACAAAGCAAAGGUGGUCGAGGAACACGCUGAAAUGCUGAAAUCGCCAAAGAAGAAAAUAGUUGAGUCAUCAUUGUCGCCAUCAAAGUCAAAGAGUGCUCGUGCAUUGUUCACUCCGAAAAAGUCUGUACCCGAUUAUGUCGUUCCUGGAUUCAACAUGCAAAAAUCCGCCGAGAAGAUUCGCGAGGAACAAGACGAUGCUCAUGAGGAGGAAGGGAAAAGAAUGACGGCUGAAUAUUUGAAAGUUUCCAAGCUAACAGAAGAAGUAAAAGAAAGUGCACGCCAACGAAUUGAGCUUCCUUCUACAUAUGCACAUCUCGCCGACUCAUUCAAACGAGUAGACCAAAUCGCAUCCAUUUUUAUGGGCCAAAACAGAACUUGUUUGGCUUCUGAAUUGUUCAAAAGUGUUAGAACGACUUCGGGAAAAGAUUUUUCUGAUGAGCAUCUAUCUCAAAUUCUUCAUGUGUACCCUGAAUCCUAUCAUGUAGAAAUGCGUGAGCAGCGGAGAGCGUUCGGACAAGGUGGCAAGUAUGAAUUAGAAGUUCGACCGAAUCUUGUCGAUGAUUUACGGGGAUAUGUGGUUGAGAAGGCACAAUCUCUAGAUGAUGACGACGUGCCUCUUGUCUGCCCUUCUAAAUUACUUUCUCCUAAAAAAAGCCCAAGAAAGAAAGUUCAACCGGUUCCAAGGAAACCCGAAAUAGAUGCCCGGGUUCGACUUGAUUGCCAAAUAUGCACAACUUGCAAAGAUUACAUCCUCUGUUUCGUCUUGAAAAACACUGUCCAAUUCUGCCAAAAAUCAAGCUUCCUGAGCCGCCGAUUCAGAAAAAAGCAAAUCGACUUGGAGGAAGUCUCAUUGCCGUCUUCUGUUCAGAGGAUCAUUUCGGAUCUGAAAAGUCCUAAAAAAGCCACGACAUCGGGUGAUGUGCCGUUGUCUCCGAAGAAGUUUUCUGAAAUGCAGAAAGAACAGAAAAGCAAGGGAUCAAUGUCCUUGUUGGAGAGAAUCCGCGCUAAAGAAGCUAUCAAAAAAGCAGCCGAUGCAUGUGUCGACAAGGAUUUAGAAAGAAGAAAGCAGCGUCUGACACUACUGAAAGAACGAUAUGUACGCAUUGUCUGCAAUCAUUACACCGCCAAAAGGGCGCAGACGAUGGAAAUGGAGACGAUCGCCAAAUUUGUACAGUUUAGUUCGUCAAAUCCCACGACUAUUCCGGACAUCACCGAUCAUUUGAAGUUGAUGUGUGAGGUUGCACCGAUGUAUAUCACUGAAGCUACUUUCAUGAAUAAAAAAUACCUCCGCUUCAACGAUAACAACAUUGAAGCUAUCAGUGAGAUUCUGGUCGAGGAGCUUGACAAGACACAACAAAAGAUUGAUGCUCAAAGAAAUAAUCAAGUUUCUCAAAUGAGUCACACACCCAGGCCGAAGGCAGCCAGAGCUCUGAAGUUUGCCUGA
Caenorhabditis briggsae is the source of this 1977-nucleotide messenger RNA. RefSeq names its product Protein CBR-CDT-1 (gene Cbr-cdt-1). Gene Ontology annotation, molecular function: DNA binding; DNA polymerase binding. NCBI's taxonomy places the organism in Eukaryota, Metazoa, Nematoda, Chromadorea, Rhabditida, Rhabditidae. The transcript is spliced from 6 exons. Gene Ontology annotation, biological process: DNA replication checkpoint signaling; mitotic cell cycle; regulation of DNA-templated DNA replication initiation. Bases 1 to 1977 code for a protein of 658 amino acids. Gene Ontology annotation, cellular component: nucleus. The record is from RefSeq and is a predicted model, not a curated record.